Messenger RNA from Pistacia vera, 1169 nucleotides. Its product is annotated as probable xyloglucan endotransglucosylase/hydrolase protein 6. The transcript is spliced from 4 exons. Bases 72 to 932 code for a protein of 286 amino acids. Gene Ontology annotation, biological process: cell wall biogenesis; xyloglucan metabolic process. NCBI's taxonomy places the organism in Eukaryota, Viridiplantae, Streptophyta, Magnoliopsida, Sapindales, Anacardiaceae. The record is from RefSeq and is a predicted model, not a curated record. Gene Ontology annotation, molecular function: xyloglucan:xyloglucosyl transferase activity; hydrolase activity, hydrolyzing O-glycosyl compounds. Gene Ontology annotation, cellular component: apoplast; cell wall.
AUUUCUAAACCAUACUCAUAAUAAUCAUCUAUCUUUUUUCUAUAUAGUUUUCUUCUCACCACUCCAAACUUAUGGGUUCCUUAAGAAUUUCUGUUGUAUUACUUUGCUUCUUCAGUCUUGCAUUCUGUCUCUUAGUUUCAGGACGACCGGCUACGUUUCUUCAAGACUUUAAAGUCACAUGGUCUGAGUCCCAUAUCAGGCAAAUUGAUGCAGGGAGGGCCAUCCAACUGGUUCUAGACCAAAAUUCAGGAUGUGGGUUUGCUUCCAAAAGGCAGUUUUUGUUUGGGCGUGUAAGCUUGAAGAUCAAGCUUAUUCCUGGAGACUCUGCUGGAACUGUCACGGCAUUUUAUAUGAAUUCUGACACCAACACUAUAAGAGACGAGCUGGAUUUUGAGUUCUUGGGGAAUCGAACUGGUCAGCCUUACACAGUUCAAACCAAUAUUUAUGCUCAUGGGAAAGGUGACCGGGAACAAAGAGUCAACCUCUGGUUUGAUCCUGCAGCUGAUUUCCACACUUACUCCCUUCUCUGGAACCAUCACCAUAUUGUAUUCUAUGUGGAUGACGUGCCAAUCAGGGUUUACAAGAACAGCGGCAGGGCCCCAUAUCCCACGAACCAACCGAUGGGAGUGUACUCAACACUGUGGGAAGCGGAUGAUUGGGCGACAAGAGGAGGUCUGGAGAAAAUUGAUUGGAGCAAAGCUCCUUUUUAUGCAUACUACAAAGACUUUGACAUUGAAGGAUGCCCAGUUCCAGGACCAACAAACUGUGCCGCAAACCCCAGAAACUGGUGGGAAGCAAGUAAUUAUCAAGCCCUCAACGCUAUUGAAGCAAGAAAAUACAGGUGGGUUCGUAUCAACCACAUGAUUUAUGAUUACUGCACUGAUAAAUCAAGAUACCCAGUUACCCCACCCGAAUGCAUGGCCGGCAUAUAAUCCAAGUCAAACCAAUCAAACAAUUGCAAAAUACAUAUUCAUAUAUCUUCACACUGUCCUUGUAAACCAUUUCGUGCUAUGAUAGCCAUGCAAAGUGUGGGUGAAAAGGAGAAUAAGUGUAAUUCUGGGAUUCCAGAAAUUUAAGUCACUUCUCUACCUACUUUGUACAAUAUAUAUGUCUGUAUCUAAUGCACAGUAUUCUGUGCCAAUAAAAACAUAUGUGUGUAGUUGUGAAAA